This is a messenger RNA of Durio zibethinus, 4181 nucleotides long. RefSeq lists its product as uncharacterized. Lineage: Eukaryota; Viridiplantae; Streptophyta; Magnoliopsida; Malvales; Malvaceae. Gene Ontology annotation, biological process: proteolysis. The record is from RefSeq and is a predicted model, not a curated record. Gene Ontology annotation, molecular function: serine-type exopeptidase activity; dipeptidyl-peptidase activity.
AACUCAAUUCUAAGUAGUAUAGAAGGACUUUCUUAAGCCACCAAAAAGCCCAAAAUUUUGAUAUUGGGUUGGAUCAAGUUGGGACUGGAGUCUAGAUGCAGCUCUUCGGCCCAUGAGAAGCUCUGAUUAUGGUAUAGACACGAGUGGGAUCUGCAGUCUGGACCAAUCCUAAUGAAAUUUCUGUAAUAUUUUACUUGCUAUCCUAACUUAAACAGAAGGAAAAUGGCAUUAUUUGAAAGAAUACGCUGUUAAGUGUAAAUCAUGUCCUAACAAAUUUCUACUCAAAAUUUAAAAUUCUAGGUUGGGUUUAUUUCUACACAAAAAGGGAUGAUGCAGUUUUCAAACGAGGAAAAAAAAAAAGAACUAGACUAGAUUAUGAGUAAGUGAUUCGUAGUUUCCCAAGACGGAUUUAAUCCACCGCCAUUGGGGGGCGGUUUUAUCUCCUUCUGGUGGAGGAGGUUCACUUUGUCGUGUCUUCUGCAGGUUGAUAAAACAUCAUAACCCUCGGCUUUAGCCUUCUGCACCAACUGGUUGUAUAAUGUUGGAUUCCUAUCAUCGAUAUGAUUCUCCCUGCAUAAUAAUAUCUACAAAAAGCAACACAAUGAAAAAAACUGAGAAGAGAAUCAAAUCAAAAUUGCAUAAAAAUACAGGUAUAUUAUACAAAGAUUUUGAGAGGGGACUAUCAUAAAAGCAUACCCAAAAGAUACUCCCUGCUAGGCUGGCCAACCGAAGCAAACUUGUAAUUAUCACGUAUAUAUAAAACCCAAUAAUCUCCAACAAUGGAAUUUAACUUUGAGCUUGGCCUCUUUGAUGCUGGGGUCAGCCCUGAAGCCACUGCCCUCAAUGUUUGCUCUCUUGCCAUCAGACCAAGUCUCAUUCAGCACAUUCACAGUUCCAUCUUCAUUUAAAGUGUAUGUAACCUUUUGUUCAUUCCAUCUUUGGCCUGAAAUCAUGAUGGGAAUGAAGCUAUCUCAUACCAUCGUCCCUUGUACCUUUUGAUAUCGAGAUUCUUCACUGCUUGCAUUUCCUUUUCUACAAAAUUUGCCACAGGUUUUAUAGAGGUUUCACUAUAUAGAGAAAUUUUUGGUGCAGUGGAGAUUCUGUUUUUAGAAUCUGAAUAUAACUUGCCGAAUGAAAUUUUGAUAUUUGAUUCCAAGAAUAGCUAGAUUUCAUUUCUUAAGGAACAUAUGACCAGGUAAGGAGCUCCAGAAAAAAAAAAGAAAAAAAAAUAGAGAGAGAGAGCCUGCACUAAUGAAAAGGAUGAUUGGAACUGAUAAAGAAAUUCAUAAUGACUGCAUAAUAAACUCCUUUAAACAGUGAUUCAUGGGUCCUUUAACAAAGACGAGCUGUGUUAAUCAUGUGCUGCAUUUAUCUUUCAUUUCUUUGGAAUGAAGGUGACUGGCCAAGUGACAUUUCUUUCAUCACUGUUAACACAAGAAGUAUUGAAAGUCAGUAGGUUGGUUUCAGAGGCCAGUUGGAAUUCAAUCUUGUUGGUGCAUCUUUGAUUUGAUAAUUGAUCAACAUCUAACCUCUAUAAAUGUUAUGAACCCCCCAAGUUGAAGCUCUUAAAAACAAGAAAAGUUAAACCGAUAUUUCAUCCAACUAAAAGAAAACCAUUAAUUGAAUUUUAGCAUACUGAAAACAAUAGCAGUAAUAUUUAUUGUGCUUGCCAAACUUCAGCAUAUUGUUUAUAGCUGGAAAAAGAAAAACCUAAGUCUUAUAUGUAUGGGGUUUAAGUUAAAACUGAGAUGUACUCUUUGCCUUUGGUCAGUCUUUAAUCCUUUAACUUACUAGUUUGCUUCUAUUUUAGUCAAAAAUCCCAUUGGACAACCUUUUCAAUGAUCGGGACAUUGAUCCUGUGAGCCCCAAGCCUUGCAGUUGCAGUCAUUUAUUUUUUCCUUUUACAAAAGAGAGACCUGGUUUAAUGUAUAAUAAAACAGACAACCUACCAUCAUUAAUUUUUUUUCUUUUUGCCACUCGAACCUAAUAACAAUACCAACUAGUUAUCCCUAAGAAAAACAAUAAUUUCAAAAAAAAGAUUGCUGCCAGAGACGAUGUUUUGCCUGCUAUUCUUAGCAUCAGCCGGCAGUUGGCAGCCAGCUGACAAAUGAGAGCUAUUCAACUCAAUAAGGUUUUAGCACACUUCAUGGUCCAUAACCAUCGAUCUAUGUACUGUGUACAAAGUAUCAUGAAAUCAAAAUUUUAAUUUUUACCUUCCCCAACUGUUCUGACUUACAAAAGAGUUUAGCAGUUAAAGCCAAGGAAGCGGCAACCCAGAACCAGCAAUUUGCUUCCUGUGAGUAAAACAAUGGCUCCUUGCCUAUCCGUUUUCUUUCUAUUCCUCAUCAUUUUUUCUGCAACACUAACAACACCAGCCAAUUCAUUGCCAACAUUUUUUAUUAGACCUGCUUAUCAGUCUUUGAUCAAACAAUCCAAGACUCUAAAACCAAAGCUUCCAUUCAAGACUCAUUACUUCCCUCAGACUUUAGACCACUUCACUUUCCAACCAAAGAGCUCCAAAAUAUUCUACCAAAAGUACCUAAUCAACAGUCAUUACUGGCACAAUGGCGCUCCAAUCUUUGUCUACACUGGCAAUGAAGGAGACAUUGAUUGGUUUGCUGCUAACACGGGGUUCAUGCUUGACAUUGCUCCCAAGUUCAAAGCUCUCCUUGUUUUCAUUGAACAUAGAUUUUAUGGGGAAUCAAUGCCAUUUGGGGAAAAAACGAACCAGUCAGCAAAUACCUUGGGGUACUUGAAUUCACAGCAAGCCUUGGCUGAUUUUGCAGUUCUGAUAAGGAGCUUGAAGCAGAAUCUGUCAUCUGAAGCAUCUCCUGUCGUGGUCUUUGGUGGGUCUUAUGGAGGAAUGCUGGCAGCGUGGUUUAGACUUAAAUACCCUCAUAUAACAAUUGGUGCAUUAGCUUCUUCAGCCCCUAUACUACACUUUGAUAAGAUAAUCCCAUGGUCAAGCUUCUAUGAUGCUGUUUCCCAGGAUUUCAAGGAUGUGAGCUGGAAUUGCUAUGAAGUGAUAAAGGGGAGCUGGGCAGAACUGGAGGCAAUGUCAACUCGGAAAGAAGCCUUGGCAGAACUAAGCAAAGCUUUCAGAACCUGCAAGAGCCUUCAUUCGACAGCUUCUGCUCGAGAUUGGCUAUGGACUGCUUUUGUUUAUACAGCCAUGGUUAAUUAUCCAACUGAAGCAAAUUUCCUGAAGCCAUUACCUGCCUAUCCUGUGCAGCAAAUGUGCAAGAUAAUCGAUAAAUUUCCGUCAGGAGCAACAAAGCUUAGUCGCACUUUCGCAGCUGCGAGCUUAUAUUACAACUAUUCUCGUUCAGAAAAUUGCUUUGAGAUAGAACAUGAAGUUGAUCCUCAUGGCCUUCAUGGUUGGGAGUGGCAAACAUGCACAGAGAUGGUUAUGCCAAUGACUCGCUCUAAGGAGAGCAUGUUUCCUCCAUCUGAAUUUGAUUAUAAGGAGUUUGCAGAACAAUGCCAAACGAAAUAUGGAGUUCUGCCUCAGCCACACUGGAUCACAACUGAAUUCGGAGGCCAAAGAAUUGAGAAAGUAUUGAAGAGAUUUGGUAGCAAUAUCAUAUUUUCCAAUGGAAUGCAGGAUCCAUGGAGCAGAGGAGGUGUGCUGAAAAAUAUAUCUGCCAGUAUCAUUGCUCUUGUCACAGAAAAAGGAGCUCACCAUGUUGAUUUCCGGUCUGCAACAAAAGGCGAUCCUGACUGGCUUAUUCAUCAGAGGAGGCAAGAAGUUGAAAUUAUCCAAAAGUGGUUAAAUGAGUACUAUGCUGAUCUCAGACUUUCAUAAAUUAGUGACUUACAGAAGUUUUGAUGUAAAACGUUGGCAAUUUGGAUCAAUCAGUAUUUUGAAACUCUUCUUACCAUAAGUUUUUUGUCAUCUAAUUUUAGGUUCUCCCUAAGACUGAUAUAGAAAUUAACCAUUUAUAUCACCAAGCUAUGAUCACUCAUCUUAGAAAAACUUGUAAAACUAUUGCAUUCCAACUUUUUCCAAGCCAUCCAGGAUCCAGGGUUGACUUGAUUUACUAGUUACUGCUUACCCACAGGGGACCAUUGCUCCGGCUUAACAGCUCUGAGCUGAGCCAUGCCCUUCUUUAAUCAUGGGGCCUGAUGACACGACAAAUACGUGUUGGAUUUUCCCUUCCAAUUUAUGAUUAGUAGGAGGU